AUUCACACACAAAUACAUACAAGAUAUGCAUGGCUUCUUCUCUGCUUCUCAUCUUCACCACUAGUCUUAUCUCUUUUCUCUUCUUCAUCAUCUUCUUCUCCUUUGCGAACAAUAACAAGAAGAAGAAGAACAACAACAACAACGCCAACAAAGCUCAUCAACCUCCAUUGCCGCCAUGUCCAAUAGGCUGGCCAAUCCUCGGCAACCUGCCUCAGCUGGGUUCCAAGCCACACCAAACCCUACACAACCUCUCCAAAACCUAUGGCCCUCUCUUCCGUCUCCGCUUUGGCUCUGUCACCGUCCUCGUUGCAUCCUCAGCAAGCAUCGCUUCCCAGUUCCUCCGCACUCUAGACGCCAACUUCUCUAACAGACCACCAAACUCCGGCGCCGAGCACAUCGCUUACAACUACCAAGACAUCGUGUUCGCCCCCUAUGGCUCCAGGUGGCGCAUGCUCCGCCGCUUGUGUUCCCUCCACCUCUUCUCAGCCAAAGCUCUUGAUGAAUUCCGGCAUGUUAGAGAGGGUGAGGUGAAGCUGCUGGCCAGUGAGCUUGUUAGAGCUCAAGGAAAGGAGGUAAGCCUAGGGAAUUUGGUGAACGUUUGUGCGACUAACGCUCUGUCAAGGGCCGUAGUUGGAAGGAGGGUGUUUGAGCAGGGUGGUGUUGGUGAGUUUAAGGAGAUGGUGGUGGAGCUCAUGAAGCUCGCCGGAGUGUUCAACAUCGGUGAUUUUGUGCCGUGGCUGAGACCGUUGGACGUGCAAGGGGUGGUGAAGAGGAUGAAGAGGCUCCAUAAAUGGUAUGAUGAGUUCUUGAACAAAAUCAUGGAGGAGCAUAGGAUGGAGGGUGGACGUAAAGGUACUCGUGAUCUUCUUAGUGUGUUGUUAGGGUUGAAGGAGGACGUUAAUGGUGACGAGGACGCUAAGCUCACUGAUACUAACAUCAAGGCCUUGCUCCUCAACUUAUUCACGGCCGGAACUGACACGUCAGCAAGCACAGUUGAGUGGGCCAUGGCGGAGCUCAUACGUCACCCGGACAUACUCGCCGCCGUACAAGCCGAGAUAGACGCCGUCACCGGCCGGUCACGGCUCGUCUCUGAGCCAGACCUAGCCAAGCUUCCACUCUUGCAAGCCAUCAUCAAAGAGACGUUCCGGCUCCACCCAUCCACUCCACUAUCUCUCCCUCGCACCGCAGCCGAGCCAUGCGAAGUCGGCGGCUUCCACGUCCCCGGCGGCGCCACCCUCUUGGUCAACGUGUGGGCCAUAGCACGAGAUCCAGAGGUUUGGUCUGAUCCACUAGAAUUCAAACCUAGCCGGUUUCUCCCCGGUGGAAGCCACGCUGACGUGGACUUGAAGGGGGCUCACUUCGAGCUGAUUCCGUUCGGCGCCGGCCGCCGGAUUUGCGCCGGUUUGAGUCUGGGGUUGAGGAUGGUGACGUUAAUGGUGGCGAGCUUAGUGCAUGGGUUUGAUUGGGCCUUGGCUGAUGGGCUUACUCCUAAGACCUUGAACAUGGACGAGGACUUUGGGCUUACUUUGCAAAGGGCUGUUCCUUUGAGCGCCCAUCCCAUUCCAAGAUUGACCAGUGAAGCAUAUAUGGUUUAAUUUUUAUUGAGGAUUUACAUGGAAAAUUCUAUAAAUUGUGGGCUCAUAAGUAAAUAACUUGUCGUUUUAAUUGGAAAAUCUAUGAAAUAUAAGAGCAAGGCAUAUGUUUUAAUUUGAAUAA
This is a messenger RNA of Dioscorea cayenensis subsp. rotundata (Guinea yam), 1716 nucleotides long. RefSeq names its product flavonoid 3'-monooxygenase CYP75B3-like. Gene Ontology annotation, molecular function: heme binding; iron ion binding; oxidoreductase activity, acting on paired donors, with incorporation or reduction of molecular oxygen. NCBI's taxonomy places the organism in Eukaryota, Viridiplantae, Streptophyta, Magnoliopsida, Dioscoreales, Dioscoreaceae. The record is from RefSeq and is a predicted model, not a curated record.